Molecule: messenger RNA, 10547 nt
Organism: Athene cunicularia (burrowing owl)
Lineage: Eukaryota; Metazoa; Chordata; Aves; Strigiformes; Strigidae
Gene: KIF1B
Product: kinesin family member 1B
Exons: 52
Coding region: 89-5890 (1933 amino acids)
Biological process (GO): microtubule-based movement
Molecular function (GO): microtubule binding; microtubule motor activity; ATP binding
Source: RefSeq, a predicted model, not a curated record
UCUUCAGAAAACACCAACAAGAAGGAUAACUUGAAACACUCCUGACCCCUUCACUUUGAAUUUCUUGACUGCACUACAAGCAACCAGAAUGUCGGGGGCUUCAGUGAAGGUGGCUGUUCGGGUCCGGCCCUUCAAUUCCCGAGAAACCAGCAAAGAAUCCAAAUGUAUCAUCCAGAUGCAAGGCAACUCAACCAGUAUUAUCAACCCAAAGAAUCCUAAGGAAGCACCAAAGUCCUUCAGCUUCGACUACUCUUAUUGGUCCCACACAUCGCCUGAAGAUCCCUGCUUUGCGUCUCAGAACCGUGUGUACAAUGACAUUGGGAAGGAGAUGCUGCUGCAUGCCUUUGAGGGCUACAAUGUAUGCAUUUUUGCCUAUGGACAAACCGGCGCUGGGAAAUCCUACACUAUGAUGGGCAAACAGGAGGAGAGCCAAGCAGGCAUAAUCCCCCAGCUAUGUGAGGAACUGUUUGAGAAAAUCAAUGACAACAGCAAUGAAGAAAUGUCAUAUUCUGUAGAGGUGAGUUACAUGGAGAUUUACUGUGAGAGAGUCAGAGACUUGUUGAACCCGAAGAACAAAGGGAAUUUGCGGGUGCGAGAACAUCCUCUGCUUGGACCAUAUGUGGAAGAUCUGUCCAAGUUAGCAGUCACAUCUUAUACAGACAUUGCAGACCUCAUGGAUGCUGGGAACAAAGCCAGGACCGUGGCAGCUACCAACAUGAAUGAAACCAGCAGCCGCUCUCAUGCUGUGUUUACAAUUGUCUUUACUCAGAAGAAACAUGACACAGAAACUGAUCUUUCCACAGAGAAGGUCAGCAAGAUCAGCCUUGUGGAUCUAGCUGGGAGUGAGCGGGCUGAUUCAACUGGUGCCAAAGGAACCCGAUUAAAGGAAGGAGCAAAUAUAAACAAGUCUCUCACAACUCUGGGCAAAGUUAUUUCAGCACUAGCUGAAGUGGAUAACUGCACUAACAAGAGUAAAAAAAAGAAGAAGACAGACUUCAUACCAUACAGGGAUUCUGUACUAACAUGGCUUCUUCGAGAAAAUCUAGGUGGUAACUCCAGAACUGCGAUGGUUGCUGCUUUGAGUCCGGCAGACAUAAACUAUGAUGAAACUUUGAGCACUUUAAGAUACGCUGAUCGUGCAAAACAGAUUAAAUGCAAUGCUGUCAUCAAUGAAGAUCCCAAUGCCAAGCUGGUGCGUGAGCUGAAGGAGGAGGUGACAAGGCUUAAGGAUCUCCUGCGUGCCCAAGGGCUGGGAGAUAUUAUUGACAUUGAUCCAAUGGGAGAUGAAUACUCUGGAAGUGGAGGCAAAUAUUUGAAAGAUUUUCAGAACAAUAAACAUAGAUACUUGCUAGCCUCCGAGAAUCAACGUCCUGGCAAUUUUUCCACAGCCUCCAUGGGGUCCCUCACUGCAUCUCCAUCCUCCUGCUCUCUCAGUAGUCAGGUGGGCUUAACAUCUGUGUCCAGUAUACAGGAAAGAAUCAUGUCAACACCUGGAGGAGAAGAGGCAAUUGAACGUUUGAAGGAAUCUGAGAAGAUCAUUGCAGAGCUGAACGAAACAUGGGAAGAAAAGCUGCGGAAAACUGAGGCCAUUAGGAUGGAAAGGGAGGCAUUGUUGGCAGAAAUGGGAGUUGCCAUUCGGGAAGAUGGAGGAACACUGGGAGUCUUCUCACCUAAAAAGAUUUUGCCUCAGAGGCCCUCAGCUUUUUUUGAUGACUCUUUUGAUGCAUUUUCAGCUGAUCAGAUUUUCACACCAAGGCCUUGUGACUUGUUUGCUGAUUCCAGUGGGGUUUUUUCACCAAAGAAGACUCCUCAUCUUGUAAACCUUAAUGAAGAUCCACUCAUGUCUGAAUGUCUGCUUUACUACAUCAAAGAUGGUAUUACUAGGGUUGGCCAAGCUGAUGCUGAGAGAAGGCAAGACAUUGUAUUGAGUGGGGCUCAUAUCAAAGAAGAACACUGUAUCUUUCGAAGUGAGAGGAAUAACAAUGGUGAAGUUAUUGUUACUUUGGAGCCUUGUGAACGAUCAGAAACCUAUGUUAAUGGCAAGAGGGUUGUGCAGCCUGUGCAGUUGCGUUCAGGGAAUCGUAUAAUCAUGGGUAAAAAUCAUGUCUUCAGAUUCAACCAUCCAGAGCAAGCACGAGCAGAACGAGAGAAAACACCAUCAGCUGAGACUCCCUCUGAGCCAGUUGACUGGACGUUUGCUCAGAGGGAGCUUCUGGAGAAGCAGGGCAUUGACAUGAAGCAGGAGAUGGAGAAAAGAUUACAAGAAAUGGAGAUUUUGUAUAAGAAAGAGAAGGAGGAAGCUGAUCUCUUGUUGGAGCAGCAAAGGCUGGACUAUGAGAGUAAGCUGCAGGCCUUACAGAAGCAGGUAGAGACACGGUCCUUGGCAGCUGAAACAACAGAGGAGGAAGAAGAGGAAGAAGAAGUGCCCUGGACACGACAUGAGUAUGAACUCGCCCAGUGGGCUUUCAGGAAGUGGAAAUUUCACCAGUUUACUUCACUGAGGGACCAACUCUGGGGAAAUGCAGUAUAUCUGAAAGAAGCCAAUGCAAUCAGUGUAGAGUUAAAGAAAAAGGUGCAGUUUCAGUUUGUCCUGCUGACAGACACCCUCUACUCACCACUGGCACCAGAGCUUUUGCCCACAGAGUUAGAGAAGACCCGGGACAACAGACCUUUCCCCCGUACGGUGGUAGCUGUGGAAGUCCAGGAUCUGAAGAACGGAGCAACACAUUACUGGUCCUUAGAAAAACUCAAGCAGAGGUUGGACCUAAUGCGUGAGAUGUAUGACAGAGCUGGGGAAAUGGCAUCUAACACACAGGAUGAGAGUGAAAGCACAAUGACAGGCAGUGACCCCUUUUACGAUCGCUUUCAUUGGUUCAAGCUUGUUGGAAGCUCCCCCAUAUUCCAUGGCUGCGUGAAUGAGCGUCUUGCUGAUCGCACGCCCUCCCCCACUUUCUCCACGGCUGACUCUGACAUCACUGAACUGGCUGAUGAACAGCAGGAUGAGAUGGAGGACUUUGAUGAUGAGGCCUUUGUGGAUGAUACUGGCUCCGACGUUGGAACUGAGGAGGGAUCAGACCUCUUCAAUGAUGGGCGCGACCCGUUUUACGACCGAUCCCCUUGGUUCAUUUUAGUGGGAAGAGCAUUUGUAUACCUGAGCAAUCUACUGUACCCGGUGCCUCUUAUUCACAGAGUAGCUGUUGUUAGUGAGAAAGGAGAAGUACGAGGAUUUCUGCGAGUAGCAGUGCAAGCUAUAGCAGCUGAUGAAGAAGCCCCAGAUUAUGGAUCUGGUAUUCGACAGUCUGGCACAGCUAAAAUUUCAUUUGAUAAUGAAUAUUUUGAUAAGAGUGAUUUUUCUUCAGUUGCGAUGACUCGGUCUGGACUAUCAUUGGAAGAAUUAAGAAUUGUGGAAGGGCAAGGACAGAAUUCUGAGGUUACUACUCCUCCAGAGGAGAUCAACAGAAUGAAUGAGCUAGACUUGAAGUCAGCCACUUUGGAUGGGAAGAUGACUAUGGAAGGAUUCACCGAGGAAAUUGGUGAUCACUUGAAACUGGGUAGUGUGUUUACCUUCCGUGUGACAGUGCUACAGGCCAGCGGCAUCCUUCCUGAAUAUGCAGAUAUUUUCUGCCAGUUCAACUUUUUACAUCGCCAUGAUGAAGCUUUCUCAACAGAACCUCUCAAAAACAAUGGUCGAGGGACUCCCCUUGGGUUUUACCAUGUUCAGAAUAUUGCUGUGGAAGUGACGGAAUCAUUUGUGGACUACAUCAAAACGAAGCCUAUUGUGUUUGAAGUCUUUGGGCAUUACCAGCAGCAUCCUCUCCAUCUGCAAGGACAGGAUCUCAACAGCCCUCCACAGCCUUCCCGAAGAUUCUUUCCUCCCCCUAUGCCACUCUCAAAGCCAGACCAUGAAAGAAAAAUUGAGUUGAUUAGGUAUCUUAUGUCUGGCUAUGUAAACGUGCAUGUGCUGAACACGCUAUCCGAGCAUGCCAACGUGCUUGCAUCCUCUGCUGUGGCUGCUUUCCAGGAUGGAGCUGACCAGCUGCCACCUUUUCUCUUUCUGCCUGUUCCCAGUUGUCAGAGUGAGCGGGUUCCUAAACGAGAUGUGCCGGCGACAAAGCUAAAUACUAUGAGCAAACCCAGCUUGGGCCAGAGUGUGAGCAAAUAUGACCUCCUUGUGUGGUUCGAGAUCAGCGAAUUGGAGCCGACAGGGGAGUAUAUUCCUGCUAUUGUGGACCACACUGGAGGCCUGCCCUGUCAGGGGACGUUCCUGCUUCACCAGGGAAUCCAGCGUAGAAUCACAGUCACAAUCAUCCAUGAGAAGGGCAGUGAGUUGCACUGGAAAGAUGUGCGAGAGCUUGUUGUCGGGCGCAUAAGAAAUAAAGCAGAGGUGGAUGAAGCUGCUGUGGAUGCUAUUCUGUCUUUGAAUAUUAUCUCUGCAAAGUACCUGAAGUCCUCUCACAGCUCCAAUAGGCUCUUUCUUGAUAAGGAUAUGCCUAGGACUUUCUAUCGGUUUGAAGCAGUUUGGGACAGCUCUUUGCACAACUCGCUUCUCCUCAAUCGAGUGACACCGUAUGGAGAGAAGAUAUAUAUGACCCUUUCUGCUUACCUGGAGCUUGACCACUGCAUCCAGCCUGCUGUUAUAACAAAGGACGUUUGUAUGGUCUUUUAUUCACGAGAUGCCAAGAUCUCCCCGCCACGAUCACUACGCAGUCUUUUUGGCAGUGGCUACUCCAAAUCUCCAGAUUCCAAUCGAGUAACUGGGAUCUAUGAACUGAGUUUAUGCAAAAUGGCAGACACAGGAAGUCCAGGAAUGCAGAGGAGGAGGAGGAAAGUCCUAGAUACAUCUGUGGCUUAUGUGCGAGGAGAAGAGAACCUGGCUGGUUGGAGGCCCAGGGGUGACAGCCUCAUUCUAGAGCAUCAGUGGGAAUUGGAGAAGCUAGAGCUGCUGCAUGAGGUGGAAAAAACCCGACAUUUCCUUCUGCUUCGUGAAAAGCUUGGUGACAGCAUCCCCAAGUCCCUGAGUGACUCACUGUCUCCCAGUCUGAGCAGUGGAACCCUCAGUACCUCCACCAGCAUUUCCUCACAGAUUUCAACUACAACAUUUGAGAGUGCUGUGACGCCCAGUGAGAGCAGUGGCUAUGACUCAGCAGACAUAGAGAGCCUGGUGGAUCGGGAGAAGGAGCUGGCCACUAAGUGUCUGCAGCUGCUUACUCACACUUUCAAUCGGGAGUUUAACCAGGUGUACAACAGCAUCAGUGAUUGUAAGUUGUCAGAUAUUUCUCCGAUUGGGCGGGAUCCAUCCGUGUCAAGUUUCAGCAGUGCUACCCUCACACCUUCAUCUACCUGCCCUUCUCUGGUGGACUCAAGAUGCAAUUCAAUUGAUCAGAAGACACCAGAAGCAAAUUCUCGUGCCUCCAGUCCCUGUCACGAGGUGGAACAGUUCCAGAUAAUUCCUGCGGUAGAAACUUCCUAUCUUGCCAGAGCUGGAAAGAAUGAAUUCCUAAACCUCGUUCCUGAUAUUGAGGAAAUCAGACCAGGCUCUGUGGUCUCAAAGAAAGGAUACCUCCACUUCAAGGAGCCACUCUCCAGCUCCUGGGCCAAGCACUUUGUGGUGGUUCGCCGUCCCUAUGUUUUUAUUUACAACAGUGACAAAGAUCCUGUAGAAAGAGGAAUCAUAAACUUAUCCACAGCUCAGGUGGAAUACAGUGAGGAUCAGCAGGCAAUGGUAAAGACACCCAACACAUUUGGUGUAUGCACGAAGCAUCGUGGGGUCCUGCUCCAGGCCAUCAAUGACAAAGACAUGAAUGACUGGUUAUAUGCCUUCAAUCCACUUCUUGCUGGCACAAUACGGUCAAAACUGGCUCGAAGACGCACGGGCCAGCUGAAGUACUGAGUCCAUGUAAUGUUCUCAUCCGUUCGCCCUAACUCACCUUCUGAUAGAUAGUGUUACCUCUCAUUUUCUCUUUGUGAUUCUUGACAGUUUCUCUUGUAUGUAUCCUGUGGCUUAACAUCCCCUACCUUCCCAACUCCUUCAGCACAUUUUGUAGGUAUUCUAACACUACCUUGUUUCUUUUCACUUGUACCAAGAAUCGUACUAGUAGCAUGUGGCAAAAAAAAAAAAAAAAAAAAAAAAAAAAAAAAGAAAAAAUAGAGUGAUUAUGCACGACUCUAAAAAGAAAAAAAAAAAGUUAUUUAUUUUUUUUUUCUUGUAACAAUUGUUUUCCCAUUUCAACUGACCUUUUGGUGUCUGUCCCACUGUCCAUUGUUGUCUGUCUAGACUGCUGCAGGUUUUUCAUUCAAUUUGUGACUUGGCAGUAGUCAUUGGUUCCCUCAGGGCAAAGUUCUAAUGCCAGGGAAAGAUAAAUUCUUCUAUGUAGACAUUACCCAGCCAGGAACUGCAAUAGCUCCUCAGGCUUUCUGGAUCCAGGCUCUAAUUUAAACUCUGUUGAAAGCUGAUAUUGGACAAAUUUAUCUGGGCAGAGUGGAUUUUGGACUUGGUGCAAGUUUUUGAGUUUCCAGGGUCCAACGAGCUAAGGCAUGAGCUGGAAAAACCAAGAGGAGCUGGAUAGAAUAACCUGCCUUUAAACUCUUGCUGUGAGGUUUUAGGUGAACAGUGCUUGGCUUUAACCCUCCCAAAACAUUAACGCUCACUCCUCUGCCUCUGAACUGAGGAGAUGGAAUUUGUGCUGAUGUGAGGAAAAAUAAAGCACAUCGCUGAAAUAUUAGAAAUAAUCCCUGAAGUUUUAGAUGCUCGGCCUCGUAUUUGGCAGAUUGAGAGCGUUAAGCAGAAACGGGUCAGUGUGGCUGUUCCCCAGAGCGCUUUCAGGAGAUCACCACGGGAGGGCACCAUCCCCUUUCUGCUUUUGGUUCUGACUUCCGAGUUCCUGUAGCAACAGUCGUCACCUCUCUUGGAAGAGAUUGACGGGUUGUCACUGGUAUGUUCGGGUAGAUUGCUCUUGGGCGUCGUUCUGAAAGGCCUGCUUCGUGCAUGCGUCCCUGAUCUGCACAUGGCGAGAGCAUCCUCUGUCUACAAAAUACUUUAGACACUUAGCACUGGCAGUAUUCUCUAGGGAACAGCAGGACACUUUCACUUCCUUUUGGAAUAACUGUUGAAUGUCUCCUAAUUUCCCUGCUACAGUUUUCAUCAGCUAAAACCCCCUAGUUAGUUUUAACUUCAGAAUUAAUCCUUCCUGGAGGACGGAUCAAGGGGACUCUGGUCCUGGUCAGUGGGGUGUAAUAAUUGGCUUCUUGGAGAUCAGCUGCAUGGUGUUAGUUCUUGACCUACAAUGUAAGUUCUCCUUGUGGCCAAAAUUUUGGUCCUUGCCCUGAGAAAGGAAAGCAGAAUGAAUUUCCUUUUUGAGAAGUGAACUCAUCUUUCAUAGUUAGGUUUUCAGGGAGGUUGGGGAGGGGGGUUGUUUGGGUUUUUUUACUAUGUUUCAGACUGCUGUGCUAUACUUUCUUGACUUACCUUGGGCACUAAUAGGGCUAGCUGUGAUCCUGGGCGAUGUACAGGAAUUUCGUCCUGAGGUUCGAACCUCUCAAGGGAGAGGUAAAAGGGUUUUGUUCUACUAUUACAGUAGGCACAUCUAGGCACACUCCAGCUCAAGAAGGUCAUUUUGAUUCAGCUCACUCAUCAGCAGGCCAUGCCAUGCAUUGGAAAUUCUAUGGCAGAAGUGUACGUGGGACUGGCAUCAGCUGAGCAAUUUUUUAGCUUUAUGGGGUUUUCAUUCUUCAGUAGAGUGCAAUGCAUAGUGAGACCUCCUAAAGGCAUGGCUGGCAAAGGAGCAGGGAGGUGGAGUCUGACACUUGCUGGGACAUAUCUUCAUUUAUUUUGAGAUAGUACUCAAGCUAAGUCAUGUGCUCAUGCUAUCUCCUAUGGUCCUCAGAUUUAUUUCAGAACUGGAAGCCAGAGUGAUGGAGCAUCCUGGGGACCCAGGAGCAUAAUAGGGAUGUUGUUUGUGUUUUGUUUUGUUUUGUUUUUUUCCAUUCUGUUUUUGUCUUGUUUAAUUGUGUGUGACUCUUAAUACAGUGACGAUAUUCCUUUGUUACGCAAUGGAUGAUAGUGCACUUCCAGUGUGUGGAGAAGUAAGACUGCUAGUGCUGCAAGAGGGCUCCUCAGGCUGGAGCUAAGCUGAUCUGAAGAAUUAGGUUAAUUUAAGCACUAAGUUGUUGCUGCCAUCACCACUGUUUAUAAUGAAAGUGGAACCGGUUUGAGGAGGCGUAGUGAUUGAGGUGGUGAUAUUUUGUGACACACUGCGAGCAUUUUAAUUUUUAUCUUUUCUUUUUUUAACUAGAAGAAAACUAGUUUGCUAAGUCUUUGCUUUGGAUAAGCCAGAAAAUGAACUAAGGGGUUAUAGGCAUUGCUUAGAAACAUGAUUAAGGGAUCUUCCUUUAAAAGCAGGAAGAGACAGAUGCUUAUUUUAUGCAGAGCUGGAAGUGUUACAGCUGUGUUACGUAAAUGUUAACUCUUCUGAAGACUCCAAGCAGCUUCUGAUGACUUGAUGUCUAUGUGGAUAACAUCAUCAGAAGAGCAAAAUUCUAUUUUUAAGCAUCGGUACCUCUUAAAGCUGCAUAAUCUGUGACAAAAUAGAUUCUUUAUGUGUGGAGUUCAAAUGGGCAUUACUGUUUUCAGACGUACAGUUACAGUUUUUCACCAGUUACUGAAGCCUACUUUGAGACAUGUUUCCCUACCUGAAACUGGACUGAAAUCACUUCAGAUUUUCUUUAAAAGGAUAACUAAGCAAAAAAAAAAAAAAAAAAAAAAAAAAAAAAAAAGUGGAUUUCCAUUCCCUUUAAAGCUUUUUCUAUGUAGCCCAACAUGUCAGAAAUUUCUAUUUAGAAACAGACCAAGAAGGGAAAAGUGUGCUAAGCUGCCUUCUCUUGACAUUUAAAAACCCACGCUUGGUUACCUGCUGCAUGUAUGUGAAGUCCUGGAGUCAGACAGCUCUUGGGACUCGGCCACUGGAGACGAGGCAUCAUGCUGUGGGCCUGCCAGCCCAUCGAGCAUAAGCACUGGUAGUAAACUUGAUAGGCAUUUCUUGGAGAGAAUGAGUGUGAAACUGUGCUGUAGUUUGGGGUUUUUAUGUUCCGCACUUAAAGGAAGGAGAAAAUUAUCUUUUUUGUCUAUUGAAAACCACGUUGUUGGAUAUUUUGAAACUAAACUAAACCUCCUAUACUGUAUUUUAGAAAUGCACUUUAAGUACCUUUUUAAAGAAGAUUCCUAUAUUCUGGGAUGCAGAAGGGAAGGGAAAAUUAAUUCCGGACCACUGAGAAAAGGGUUUUUUUGGUCAGUGUCUAAUAGUCCUUAUUACUGAUUAGCAAGGUAUUUCAAAGCAAAGACUUUACUUUUUGCUGCUUGUUAUCUAAUUUACAGGGAUUUCAUUUUAUGUAACGUAUAUUUAUACAUCUGUAAUUAAUUGCACAUUAGAUAAGAAAGAGGAUUAACCUUGGUGUAACACCCACUGGUACUAUACAAUCAACUAAUACUGCCUAUGCAUAUGCAUCUUUCUGGUACUCUUGCAGAGCCUUAGUCUGUGUUAGUUUUAUACUGUGGUGGGUGUUUUUGUUGAAGAUGCAGCCGUUGACCUGCUGCUCAAAGGAAGGAUAUAAUGCUGCUCUGGAACGGUUUGCUGAAUGUACUUUAAAAUGGGUCUCUAACAUGUGUGCGUUGCAUCUCUCCAUUGUGGUUAAUAACCCCAAUAUGUGGUCUGAACUGUACUGUAUGUAGCAGGAAUGUAUUAAUUUUGUGCUUCCUUGUUUAAAAACAUCAGCUGUUCAAGAAGGGGAUUGACUUUUUUUGUUCAGAAGGCCAUUUAUGCACUCUAAAGUAUUUGAAAUCAAAACUAGUCCAACACCUAACCAGAUGGUUGUGUCCAAUGUUAUCUGGAACAGUUUUUAAAUCAACAGGAUUAGCUGUGCAUUCAGAAAACUGAGGGUAUGGAGGUCAUAAGUCUUCAAUUCUUAAUGUUGCCAAGUUAAUGGCCUGAUCCUGAGCAGUCCUGAACUACUUCUUGCUUGCCUUGAAACCAGGGACUAGAAGCAGAGGGAGUCUUGAAUGAUCAGCACUUCCCAGGAUCAGUUCUUAAUUUUCCACUCUGCUUGUUCAUACUUCAUGUGCAGUUGAUUAAGGUUCUUGAAUUUGGACAUGAGACAUUCUGUUGCACUGAAAUACAUAUUUCUUUUUAAAUGCGGUCCCCAUUUCCCUGUUUAAUCUCUCUGUACACAAGGUAUACAAGGUAUAUGCUGUGUAAGUGGCCUUCUUGAACAAAUCUCUGCAAACUGAUUUCAUCCCAGCGAAGGAGUGUAUCAGCAACACUGUACAUUAAUUUCAGGUUUUCAUUUUCUUAUUUUAUUUUGUAAAUAUAUCUGAUAUUUGGAGCUUGAGUAUACAAAAUGUAAAUAUAGUUCAUGUAUUUGUACUAAUUCUGAUCCAUUUGCUGUAUAGCCUUAGGUGUGCAAUGCAGAUAUCUAACUGUGUAUGGUAACCUUGCACCACUGAAUUGUUAGUGAACGAGGUGAAACAAUAAAGGUACAACCAGUGCAUUAGCAGA